Messenger RNA from Nicotiana tabacum (common tobacco), 1350 nucleotides. The record is from RefSeq and is a predicted model, not a curated record. Lineage: Eukaryota; Viridiplantae; Streptophyta; Magnoliopsida; Solanales; Solanaceae.
AUGUCACCCUACCUAAAGAUAUAUGAUGGUACUACCGAUCCAGAGGAUCAUAUCAUCAAUUACGUUAUAGCCGUGAAAGGUAACGAUCUUUCAAUAGAGAAGGUACCAUCGGUGCUAUGGAAAAAAUUUGGCGAAACCCUAACAGGGGGAGCCUUGACAUGGUACUCUCAGCUACCGGCACGCUCGAUAGCAACAUUCGAGGAAAUGGUAGAUAAAUUUGUUACCGCCCAUGCAGAAGCCAAAAAGGUAGAAGUUAGGGUAAAUGAUAUAUUUACCGUAAGGCAAAUGCACAAUGAGGGACUCAGAGACUUCUUAGCUCGGUUUAACAGGGUGAGAAUGAGCCUGCCGAAUGUGUCGCUCAAGAAAUACCCUCCAACUACUUGGGAAGAAAUCCACAAUGCUUAUUGUGCCGAGAUACGAGCUGACAAGGACGACCUCAAUGGGCUGACCCAACGGUUGACGUCACUUCAAGCUGAAGCAAGGAAAGAUCGCCGCAACGAUGGUAGAAGAGAUCAGUUGGGGCCCCGCCUCGACCAAGAAAGGCAUCAGCCUUACAUCAGGAUGUCUGCCCCAUCCCCACCACGACACACAGAUGCUCCCCCCGACAUACAGCAUCAUAUCGACACGAGAAAGGGACACCUGAAAGAAUUGCUAAGCGAUCGAGGACGGGCUAACUUCGCCCGCAGAUGCGAACAACCCCAGGGACCUCCAAAACUACCUUCUCCCACUCGCACUAUACAGAUGAUCAUCGGCGGAGUCGAUGGCGUAGCAAUCAAUCAUGUCAAAUUCACCACCACACAUAAACUCAAACGACCAAUCACCCACGAACGAUAUGAUGACCUCGAAGACAGUAUCAUCUUCGAUAAGUUAGAUGCCGGCGAUUUGUCUUUCCCUCACUAUGAUGCUCUUGUUAUCACUUUACGUAUCACAGAUACUGAUGUAAAAAUAAUAAUGGUAGACGAUGGGAGUGACGCUUGUAUUAUCCAUCCUCGAGUCCUCGUGCAGAUGAGACUCAAAGAUAAAAUAAUAUUGCAUUGUAUAACGCUAAUAGGUUUUAAUAAUGCAGUUGAACGGACUUCUAGAGAGAUAGUGCUACUCGUCCUAGCCAGAGGAGUCACCCUGGAAACAAUAUUUCAUGUCAUGAACCAGGAAACGACGUACAACGCCAUCAUAGGACGCUCAUGGAUACAUGCCAUGAGAGCGGUCUCUUCCAGUCUCUAUCAAGUGAUCAAGUUUCCAACCCCAUGGGGAAUAUUCAGCAUUCAAGGGGAGAAGCGCACCGCACAAGAAUGUUAUCGCAUCGCCCAAGAUUGUGCACACACCCAACAACUCAAAGGAGUGGGUGCGUAA